Messenger RNA from Caenorhabditis sp. 36 PRJEB53466, 1604 nucleotides. The record is from the annotation of a GenBank genome assembly. NCBI's taxonomy places the organism in Eukaryota, Metazoa, Nematoda, Chromadorea, Rhabditida, Rhabditidae.
AUGAACAUAUUAAUCGGCAACUCGUCCAAGUACUUUUUUCCGUUCUUCACUCUAAAUUCUGCCUACUACUCCGAAUACCUUGCCCUCCUCUUCGUCUUCAUUCACAUCAUGCUCACCAUUCUCUGCAUUCUGCUCACCAUUCAAACGUGUGUCAUUGUGAAGACUGUCCAUGUGUUCCAUCCCAAUAUGAGCAACAUCAUCACUGCUAUUAUCGUCCAAUGGUUCGAGACUUUGAUCGCCAAAUUGAUCAUUUUUCCCUAUCAAUUGGGGUUUCUAACUGUCGGCGAAGGUGAGAAAACAAAACUUGCUAUUAUACACAAGAAGAGAAGUUCGAAAAGUGAUGUGAUGUGCACAAAACAUUCAGAUUGACCCGAUUUGUCUCAUAUCAUAAUCAUUAAUGCCUCCACGGCACUGAUACCCAAAACGUUAGUUCCAGCUCCGUGAGCUCUGGCCUGACCACGGUCUUCAAGUAUCUCCAAAAGUCCAAAAAAAAAAACCAGUAGACAACUGUUGAAUGUCUGCGACAUCGUCUCUUAAAUGGUAUUGAUUUCAGAUCGUGUUUUCCAGUCGUGGGUGACGAAUACUGUAUCAGAAAUGCCUCAAAUCGAGAAGCCGGGGGAUAUCGUUCCUCUUUUCGUCAGUGGAAUUCUCUACCUUCACUAUGCGUUCACAGUCGCCUUCAGUGUUUUCAUUCUCACUUGUGAACGUGCUUUUGCCACGUUUUUCAUCACGUAACACUCGAAACCAAUGGAAACAGUCUUAAUGUUAGAUUUUCAGAGAUUAUGAGAAGAAGCCGAGGGCGUACAUUUGUGUGAUUCUUCUGUUGAUGGCUCAUCUGUUAACCUUUCUUCUUUCCUGUCUUGCCACGUGUGAACUCAUCACUUUCACGACAGGAAUCGCAAUCUCCGGAGUGAUAAUCGUCGGAGCAGUUCUGGUGAGUUCAUCUACAUCUACAAUACUCUUUUCAUUGUUCCCGUCAGAUCUACUUCAUCAUCCUCCACAUCAACAUCGGAAUCCAAAAACGUUUGGAUAAAAACGAUCACAAACAGGAUUACUAUUCCCUGGCGAUUCGAUUUCAAGCCAAAGAGAACGCGAGAUCUCUGGAGCUGGCCAAGAAAGUCGUCGUCGUUGCUGCGGCCGCCGUCCUUUUGGGAAUGGCCCUUCUCGUGAUGGCGGCGUUUCAUUGGAUCGACAAUUACAUCAGCACGAUUGUCACUUUCGCUGAGGCCGUUUUCAAUUUGUGAGUAGUGACUGAGUGGGAUAAUAUAAUUGAGAGUUCUCCGACUUCGAAUAUUCUCUGCCCUCCCCUCCCUCUAUUUAGAUCAAAAGUUUAGAAGCUAACAGUCAUGCUUCUAAGCUUUUGACCUAAAGUGUCGAAGUGUCGAAACUUCUAGAUCAUUUCCAGAAACCCGCUCGUCGUCGUGCCCGUCGGCCUCUAUUCCGUGCCUAUUUGGCGUGACAGAUUCUUCAGGAAAUUGCCAUUUCUAGAGAAAAUCCGUACUGUUUCUACUAUGCGAAUUGUGAAAGUAUCGGCUGCGAAGGAGAACGAAGAGGUCAAGCAGACCGAAGUUUAUUUUAAUCAACUCAGCGAAGCGUGGAAGUGA